UGUCAUUGUCAUAUAUCUAUGUCGAAAUUGCUGUGCUUGUGUCUUAUUAAUUUUUUAUCAUAUUAUAUUGAAAUUACUUAAUAGUGUUUUCUUUUAUUUUUCCUUCUUAAAAGAAUUCUUUUAUCGUUCAAUAUUAGUAAAUCAAUAACCAAGUACAUAUUUAAUCCUCCACCAUGAGUAUGAGACCCGAUGAUCACCGCAGAAAGUGGGAUAAAGAUGAAUUCGAGAAAAUUGCUGCUGAAAGAUUGCAAGCAGAAUUAGAAGAAGAAGAACGAUCUAAAAAGAAAGCCCCACCUGUUAAACGAGAACUCCUUAAACAACGAGACUAUAAGGUAGACCUAGACUCGAAGUUGGGAAAGAGUGUUGUCAUAAAUAAAAACACACCAACAUCUCAAUCAGGGGGCUACUACUGCAAUGUGUGUGACUGUGUGGUUAAGGAUUCUAUUAACUUCUUGGAUCAUAUCAAUGGCAAAAAACAUCAAAGGAAUCUUGGCAUGUCUAUGAAAAUUGAGAGAAGUAGCUUAGAUCAAGUAAAGGCUCGUUUUGCACUAAAUAAACGAAAAUUGGAGGAAAAGAAACAUGAAUAUGAGUUGGAUACCCGGCUUAGAGAGGCAGCGGAAGAGGAGUCGAGGCUGAAAGAACUGCGCCGUGAGAGACGCCGUGACAAGAAACGCAAACUUCAAGACAAUGAUGAAACUGAUGACUCACCUGCACAAUCAGAGCUCGCUCAAAUAAUGGGGUUCUCUGGUUUUGGGGGGUCAAAGAAAUAAUUUGUUAUUACACUUAAGACUAUAUAAUUAUAAUUAACUCUAAUUUUUGUA
Messenger RNA from Galleria mellonella (greater wax moth), 821 nucleotides. RefSeq names its product zinc finger matrin-type protein 2. Lineage: Eukaryota; Metazoa; Arthropoda; Insecta; Lepidoptera; Pyralidae. The coding region runs from base 174 to 770 and encodes 198 amino acids. Gene Ontology annotation, cellular component: spliceosomal complex; U4/U6 x U5 tri-snRNP complex. Gene Ontology annotation, biological process: mRNA splicing, via spliceosome. The transcript has 3 exons. The record is from RefSeq and is a predicted model, not a curated record. Gene Ontology annotation, molecular function: zinc ion binding; nucleic acid binding.